AUGGUGAGGGUUGAUCCAAGAAACCGUUUAACACCUUCAAGAUUGAUGCCAAGAACUCCCUUGACACACGAAGAACAAGCAAAACCUUCUGUUUUGUAUGAAAACAGAAGGGUGACAAGAACAUUCCCUUGGGAUGGUUCUAUGUCGUGGAUGGAGACAAUGAACCUUCACUCAGUCCCUGGCCUCUUCCUCACACUCAAGUUAGGAUUCACUCUCUUAACUCUCGUGGAAUUGACUGAAUCCUCUCUUUGCUUCACUCACAAAGACAACACUCAGGCUAAGUAUUCUGAAAUCAGCCAUUCUCAAAUAUCUGGCGAACACGCGACCUUAGAGCUGAUCUUAUGGGCUCUAUGCCAUACUUUGAAUUCCCACGCUCAUACACACACCAGGUUAGACGUUCCAAUGCUCGCAAGGUGGGCUGCCAGGCAGAUCGAUGUCUUUGCCGUUCUGUUGCUUGCUGAUUUGGGAACAUCAUUCUGUUCUGGUUAUUGGCUGUUGGGAGACUUCCUUUUGUUCCCCCUUGGUCUUGCCAUGCUUGCAUGUAGAUGUUCAAUCCAUCUUGAAGAUGAUCUUCCUUAUUCUUCAAGCAAAAGUCAGCAAAUUGUCCAUAAUUGUUGCACAAGUGAUACUAAAUUUAUCUCGAGCUUGUUGGUGGCUAACCAUGUGUUUAGGGGCUUGGUAGAUAAGCUAGAAUCUUUAGUUGAUGUUGGUGGUGGCAAUGGAACCAUGGCUAAGGAACUUGCUAAAGGCUUUCCUAGGUUAUCAUAUAUAGUGCUUGAUCUACCACAUGUGGUUAAGGGGUUAAAAGAGUGCCAAAACAAUGUUACAUGCAUAGGAGGUGAUAUGUUUGAGAAUAUUCCUUCUGCUCAAGCCGUUUUACUCAAGUCAAUAUUGCAUGAUUGGAGCAAUGAGAAAUGCAUUAAGAUUCUCCAAAAGUGUAAAAAGGCAAUUCCAAGCAAAGAAGAAGGAUGGAAAGUCAUUAUUAUUGAUAUGGUGGUGAAGCCACGAAGUGGAAACAGAACGCACUCUGAUACUCAACUUCUAUUCGAUAUGGAAAUGAUGAAUCUUACCAAUGGUGGAAGGGAGAGAAAAGAAAAUGAAUGGAAACAACUUUUCUUAAGUUCUGGUUUUAAUAAUUAUAAUAAUUAUCCAAUACUAGGGCUAAGAUCAAUUAUCCAAGUCUUUCCUUCAUAAUUAUGCUUUUGUUUUAAUGAGAUUCUUUCAUUUCUCCCAUAUUAUUUUGCUACAAAGUUAUUUUGUAGAAAAGUUUAUAUUGCUUUUUUUUUUUUUUUAAUUUUUUUUAUUCUUAUACAUAUACAUUUCAACAAAUGGUUCCAUCUUUUUUAAUUUAUGUGUAAAAUUAUA
Messenger RNA from Amaranthus tricolor (Joseph's coat), 1365 nucleotides. RefSeq names its product flavonoid 7-O-methyltransferase 1A-like. Gene Ontology annotation, molecular function: S-adenosylmethionine-dependent methyltransferase activity; O-methyltransferase activity. The record is from RefSeq and is a predicted model, not a curated record. Gene Ontology annotation, biological process: methylation. Bases 1 to 1194 code for a protein of 397 amino acids. NCBI's taxonomy places the organism in Eukaryota, Viridiplantae, Streptophyta, Magnoliopsida, Caryophyllales, Amaranthaceae. The transcript is spliced from 7 exons.